Messenger RNA from Brassica napus (rape), 4249 nucleotides. Its product is annotated as (E,E)-geranyllinalool synthase-like. The record is from RefSeq and is a predicted model, not a curated record. Gene Ontology annotation, molecular function: magnesium ion binding; terpene synthase activity. NCBI's taxonomy places the organism in Eukaryota, Viridiplantae, Streptophyta, Magnoliopsida, Brassicales, Brassicaceae. Bases 1167 to 3779 code for a protein of 870 amino acids. The transcript has 12 exons. Gene Ontology annotation, biological process: diterpenoid biosynthetic process.
UGGUUUUUUAGUCAAAAUUUAAGAGACGGAUUUUAAGAACUAGAACUUCCAUUAAGAGAACAUAUUCUAGAUUUUUGUUUGGUUCAAAGUAAAUAGACGAGUGUACAAACGUACUUUUUACUCGUGUCUUAUACAGUUAUACCUUAUUUUCUUCAUGGAAACUCGUGAUCCUUUCCAUACCCACUUUGGGGUAGGUCUGUCUCAACGGAGAACCACACGACUAUAUUGAUUCAGUCGUGUUCUAUAACUAAGACAUAUCGAUAAAGGUUUUUUUUUUUUGCUAACAUAUCGCUAAAGUUUAAAAUUGAGAAAAGAUAUAUUGACACAAGUUACAGAGAUAUGUGGAGAUAUACACGUAUAUAAAUAUUAUUUUCAUGAUUUCUUUUGGAAAUUCUUAAUUAUGACAAUUGUUUUUUUUUUAAAAAAGACGAGGGCACUAGCAUGAUUAGUGGGGGUUUUAGGGUGGAGUUUGUUAGCGAAAUAUAAGAAAGUGUCUCUUAAUUUUUAAUUAAAAAAAACUAAAAACUAGUUUUUAAAUAAGAUAUUUGUUUAAGAAAACUGACCCACUAUGACGCUACGAUAACAUGGGCAUAUUUAACAAUAGGCUUGUUCGUUUUAUAAACGCCACUACUUGCGGCUGCGGCAGAAAAUAAAGUUAGGACAGGAAGAAAUUCUUCGAUGAUCUGAUUAAAAACAGCCGCAACGGACAAUCAGAGAAACGAAAAAUAGAGUCGCCGCGGCCGCUGAAAUUUCGAGCGUCGUUUGAAUUUGACGCAGCGACCGUAAAAGAUGGAGGAUGCGGUUGUUUUACCAAAACUCAGCGACAUCAAUUAAUGACGAUGCCGUAAAAGAUACUUAUUUCCUUCGUAUUUUUUGAAACGCCGACGCUGCCGCGGCGUCUCCAAAAAGAACAUGACUAAUAUAAGUGAACUCGUUGGAUCUCCAUUUAAUAUUAUUGGGAGACUAUGAGUAGACUAUUCUUGUAAAAGACUCGAUGUCAUUCAAACUACUCAUCUCAAACCACAUUUUUCACAUUGUUAUAUUUAAUAUCAAUAUUCAUACUCUCUUCUCUAUAUAAACACAUCCGAAUUAGUGAGCCAUUUAUUAACACACAUAAUCUAAAGACCAUCUUGAGAAGAGAAAAAAAAGCGAGAGAGAGAGAGACAAUGAAGUUCCCUUACGGUUCUUCUAAUGAUGAUCUCCACGCUUUGGUCAAUCAGAUCAAGAGUGACAUUCAGUUGUCCACCAUUAAUUUUGAUCCUUACUCAUUUGUCUCUCCUUCUGCUUACGAUAUGGCUUGGUUAGCUAUGGUGGAAGAAGACCACAACGUAGAUGAUGAUGAUGAGCUUAAACCUAUGUUCCAAGAUUCUCUAGAUUGGAUUUUGUGUAAUCAAAAUGCCAGAGAGGGUUACUGGGGAAACUCCGGCUGUCCUACUCCAGUGUCUGAAGCCGGAGAAGACAGAGACGACAUGUACACUCUAACUUCCACUCUUGCUUGUGUUCUUGCUCUUCACAAAUGGAACAUUGGGGGUUUUCAUCUCCACAAAGGGAAGAGAUAUGUCGAAAGAAGAACGGAGAUGAUAAUUGAGAAAUACAACAACGAAGAGGGAUCUUAUCCUCGUUGGUUCAUUAUCAAAUUCACAGGAAUCCUUGAGCACGCUCAACAACUUGACUUACACUUUGUUUUCUCUAGUCGCUGUAUUCAAAUGAUCAAAGAGGUGUUUUAUCAACGCCAAGAGAUUCUCAAAAGAGAAAAAUUGUUGGAUGAUUGUAACCAUAUACCUCUACUGGCAUAUCUAGAGGUCUUGCCAUCGAUGUUAUAUGUCGAAAACCAUGAAGACAUGAUAGUUAAGAGCCUCGACAAUAUCGAUGGCUCUUUAUUUCAGUCGCCUUCAGCAACUGCAUCAGCAUUUAUGAUCACCCGCAAUGCAAAGUGUCUUGCAUAUCUUCGAAAUGUCGUUCAAAGAUGCCCCAAUGGAGUGCCACAAAAGUAUCCUCUCAAUGAAGAACUAAUAAAACUCUCCAUGGUUAAUGUAAUCGAGAAUAUCGGUUUGGGAGAGUUCUUUGGUAGUGAUAUUGAACAUGUUCUUCAACAAGUUUACAGGAGUUACGAGGAAGAAAAUAUAGAGAGAAUGCCUAUCAGUUACCUAGCAGAUAAACUGCACAAAGACUCUCUUGCAUUUCGGAUGUUAAGAAUGCGAGGUCACACCGUUUCACCGAGAAGCUUUUGCUGGUUCUUGAAUGAUCAGGAAACUCGAAAUCAUUUGGAAAGAAAUACAGACUCUUUGUUCCUCGUCAUCCUUAGUGUUAACAGAGCCACAGAUCUCAUGUUUCCAGGAGAGCAAGAGCUUGAAGAAGCAAGAGAGUAUACUCGGAAUCUACUUGAGCAAAGUCGGUCCAUCGAUGAACGAAUGAUUAAGCAUGAAUUAAGUACUCCAUGGAUAGCUCGACUCAGACAUCUUGAUCAUAGGAUGUGGAUUGAGGACAAAAACUCAAAUGUUCUCUCAGUCGGAAAAGCCUCCUUUUUAAGACUACAUAAUAGAAACAUCAACAAGCUGACUUAUCUUGCAACAAGAAACUUCUUAUUUCGACAAGCAAUGUAUAGACGCGAGCUAGAGGAAUUAACAAUAUGGGUCAAGAAAUGGGGACUUAAUGAUUUUGGUUUUGGUAGAGAGAAGACAACAUAUUGUUACUUUGCAACUGCGACUUCAUUGCCCUUUGAAUUUGCCAUUAAAGUUGGAAAGCUUACAGCGAAGACUGCCAUCCUCAUCACAGUUGCCGACGAUUUGUUCGACGAAGAAGGUUCUUUGGAUGAUUUGGAAGCUCUUACUAAAGCCGUUAUAAGGUGGGAUGGAGACGAGCUUGAAGGUUACGGCAAAAUCAUAUUUAGGGCACUUGAUGAAAUAGUAAGAGAGACUACAGAGGCUUGCCGUAAGCAACACGGAACAGACAUUACAGUUCAGCUUCGCAACAUCUGGGGUGAAACUUUUGAGGCAUGGCUACGUGAAGCCGUAUGGAGUAAGAAGGGACAUACUCCAUCGAUGGAAGAAUAUCUUCACAGUGGAAUGAUCUCAAUUGCAGCACACACCAUGGCUCUUUCAGUUUCGUGUCUCAUGGAACCUUGUUUUCCCCAACAAAAACUCAACCCUGGAAAAUAUGAUACGUUAACCAUAUCGCUCAUGAUCAUUCCUCGACUUUUAAAUGAUCUGCAAAGUUAUCAGAGGGAACAAGAACAAGGGAAGAUCAAUUCCGUGCUACUCCACAUGAGGAAUACUUCAGGUCUCGAUAUUGAAAACUCAAUCGCUCAUAUCGAAAAGAUAAUCGAUUCAAACAGGAAAGAGUUUCUGGAGCAUGUACUAAUGGAUGGACUAAGUGAUUUACCCAAACCGUGCAAAGAGAUUCACAUGUCUUGUUGCCAAGUCUUUGAGAUGUUUUUCAACAAGAAAAAUCGUUAUGAUUCCGACACAGAGAUGCUUCAAGACAUUAAGAAGGCUUUCUACGAUCCCGUGAAUGUAAAUGAACGCUCAGAGAUCGAGCCUAAGCCACAGAUGGUACAUGGUGAUGAAUUUCGGAUGCUUCCUCUGCUGAUGAACCUGUCACCAAAGAUUCUUGAAUUUAAGAGGAAGGACGAAUACAGGGCGUUGAAAACAUUCAUGUGCUUGGGAAGAACAUCUCAUGCUCAUAAACGCGGCAUUGCCUUACAGCCUCUCAAGAUCGUUGCCUCGCAGAGUAUAGUGGUACCAAUGAUGCCAACAAAAUUCGCUCCUUGCUUCUACUGAUUAAUAUCUCUAACUAUCUCUGUAUGUUAUGUUAUAUUAUAUAGUUAGUGAAAUAAUCAUUACGUAUUUACGUGUAUAAAAGGUACAAGUGUUCUCUUCUUGUCUAAAUUUUAAAGAAAUUGUAAGUGUGUGAUUGUGAAAGAUUUAGAAACUAUGCUGUUCUCAAAUUGAUUUGUGCUAGCUAUACAAGUAGAAACCACUGUUACAUUCUCACACUAUGUCACUCUUAACUGUUCCAUUGUUGAUUCUUUCACGUGUCUUCUUCCACGUCAGCAUAAGCAGCUCUGUUUCUCCUCGUACUCCAGGACCUAUCAAAGCAUAAGCUUCUCCUUCUCCGACAGCUGAAACAGCUCGACUCCAAUGGUGCAUGCUUCCACCGCUAUUGUGAAGAGAAAUAGUGGUUGAGAAGAGAGCUCUCUUUCUGGUGUUACCUCUCUAGCUAGUGGUGAUGGAGUUGAAAGAUGGAAACU